Messenger RNA from Eremomyces bilateralis CBS 781.70, 1184 nucleotides. RefSeq lists its product as uncharacterized. The transcript has a single exon. Bases 322 to 924 code for a protein of 200 amino acids. NCBI's taxonomy places the organism in Eukaryota, Fungi, Ascomycota, Dothideomycetes, Eremomycetales, Eremomycetaceae. The record is from RefSeq and is a predicted model, not a curated record.
AAGAUUGAAUUCAGUCUGAUGCCUUGGGGCCUUGGGAUGUGGAGGCCUUACGGCCUCACGAUGUGUUGUGGUCACCCCAAGGCCUACUGAAUAUUUCCCCUCACACUUAGAUCUCCCUUUCCCCUUUGUAGAUUGAUUCUAGUAUAUCACGAAUCACAGAGUUUUGCCUCAUUCUUCGUGCCCUGACAUAAUCAAUCUACCUCCCCAUAAAAGUUGAGGCUUCAUCCGGAAUCAGAAAAGACAAAUCUGGCUAGACUGAACACAAUCCUCGAGUCCGACGACUCACCCUCGGAGAAUUACCCUACAUUAAGAAGAGAACCCAUGUCUCAUUCAACCUCUCAGGUGGACGACCAUUCCCAGACCUCCGGCAUGUCCCAAACUACGUACCCCCGCCUAGACUCCAAUAGGAGAUACUCCUUACGAAAGGUAGACCUAGGUGGAGGCAACGUUGGCGUCGGAAUUGCUGAACAAACCGUCCCCGGAAGUUAUGAGAGUGAUGGAGAUGGUUCUCAUGAAAACGAUGACGAAAACGAAGGACAGCCUGAUCGCCGACGAUCAUCGAUCCGACGGCCUAUCGCGCUGCCCCCAGCUGAAGCCCUGCACACUUGCCAGACUGUAGAGAACUUCGCCGCUCAGGUGAAGCACGAACCAAAAGCUUGGUUCAACGGAAUGAUUGCUCUUACCGAAGAGGCUGAAGGCAUGGAAAAAGAGCAUAAGAAAAUGAUGAUUAGGAUCGCCGCACUGAAUCAUGAAGCGGCCAAUCUCGAAUCUAAACUGAUUGAAACCGAAGACGAACUGAAAACCACACGAACCAUGCUUAAGGAGAGGACGUUCCUUCCUAAUCGCAUCGAAGCUCUAGAAAAGGAUAUCCAACGAGUCCGCACCAGACGUGAUCAUUGGCGCCUAGUGUCCGAGACAUCCUAGAAGGACUUGAACGCAGCUAAUGAUAAGAUUACUGAGCUGAUGAACCGACUCGAAACCGAACCUAAGCAAUCACACGACGAUGGGCCGUAUGAUUCGGACAGAGACGACCGGUCAGUGAUUAUUGGUGAGGAACGCCGUCGACAAGAAUCCCGUAUCGAAACUCCGGAAUCUAGAGUCACUUGCCAGUCCGUAGCACCUUCGUCGUCUACUCCCGGAUUCUCACGGAGGAGAUACCCUAACCCCCUAGUCUUCACUGGAGA